Aspergillus novofumigatus IBT 16806 is the source of this 309-nucleotide messenger RNA. RefSeq lists its product as uncharacterized. The transcript has a single exon. Lineage: Eukaryota; Fungi; Ascomycota; Eurotiomycetes; Eurotiales; Aspergillaceae. The record is from RefSeq and is a predicted model, not a curated record. The coding region runs from base 1 to 309 and encodes 102 amino acids.
AUGGCCCACGAAAACACCCCCUUCUCCCGUGGCAGGGAAGCAAACUUGCUCAAGUGGCGUCUCCAGCCAGCAAGAAGAAAUUUCCUCAUCGCCCUUGUCGGCGCCGCUUUAAUCGUCGCUGGCUGGAUUCACUCCUAUGGGUUUCGCGCCCCAUCCCGCAUUAUUAGCAUCGGGUUGUCGAUCCUCGCGCUGGGCUGGGGAUUCUAUCCCGCCCUGCGCAGUGUAGCCAGCGAUUUUGUUUCGGAGGCUCAGUUUAGACCUGCUGAAUACCGUGCGACGCUUGAUCGUUCGGACGUUGUCUCGGAAUGA